This is a messenger RNA of Tilletiopsis washingtonensis, 870 nucleotides long. RefSeq lists its product as hypothetical. The transcript has 6 exons. Bases 1 to 870 code for a protein of 289 amino acids. NCBI's taxonomy places the organism in Eukaryota, Fungi, Basidiomycota, Exobasidiomycetes, Entylomatales. The record is from RefSeq and is a predicted model, not a curated record.
AUGUUCAAGAAGCUCUUCCUGCUCGUGGCCCUCGCGCUCCCGGCGCUCGCCGAGUACGACGACCCCGCGCACUUGCCGGCCAAGACGGACGCGGCGCACGGCCAGACGGGCUACAACGACUGCAUCUCGCGCUACGGCGCCUCGAGCCAGAAGAGCAAGUGCCAGAACGUCUUUGUCAACAGCGUCAAGGACUUCUGCCUCUGGGGCCCGCCGAAGCCCAACUCAAACGUCGGCGACACGGAGGAGGAGCAGGUGGCAUGGUGCACCAAGAGCGGCUACGGCACGCGUCUGAUCCCCGACGGCACCCUGACGGGCGUGCACUUCCUCAAGACGGGCGACUUUGUGCAGGUGACCGGCACGGGAGACUUGACGAAGCUCAACAUCCGCCAGGGUGACGAGGGAGGCGAGCUGGACCCGCAUGGUGCCACCGGCGCGGGCAACCCCGUCGGCGGCCUUGUCUUCACCCGUGCGAUCACAAAGGGCAAGUUCCAGCGCAUCUACGAGUGGAACAACUUCAUGGACUACCAGACGUUCUGCAUCCGCGGCUGCUUCGGCAAGUACCGCACCAAGUUCUGCCCGCACAUCUACGAUCUGCUCGGCUGCAACUUCAGCGAGCCGGCCAACUACUCGCCGGGCGUGUUCGAGCAGUGCGACGGCGACUCGGGCCAGUUCCCCGGGAUCUACGGCAGCUCGACCUUCUACCAGGGCCAGGAGCCCACCCCGGCCCCUCACCCGGCCGGCACGUCGUCCAACUGUCGCCAGUACCCCACCGUCUCGAACGGCCCGGCGGCGUACAUUCCCUCGCGCCGUGAUGUCUACGCCAGAGAGACGCCUGUCCCUCGCGCUGCAGAGGCGGCCGCCGACGAGUAG